AAAAGGGAAAAGGCGAUAUAAAAUAUGUACUGGGGUCUCAAUCGUCGUUGAUUUGGACUUAUUUUGGGCAUUGUUCGUUUCGCUCACACUGCUUCGCUCGUCUGAAAAUGGAUAAUCAGGGUUUUACAGUCUGAAAUUCGGAGCUAAAGCAAAAUGGAAGCCGUUGAAUCACUAUGCAUGUAUAACCUAAAACAACCUAUACUUGAUAAACAGUACUUAGGGUUUGAUCCUCAACCUCCCGAAACGCCGUCGAUUUCAUCGGAACCCAAUCUUCAAAACCCUCCUCGGAAUCUCCCAAUAACCGAGGAAAACGAUGUUGAUGAUGAGAUAGCGCUACAAACCAUUGUCGAUGAGCUUCAGAAUCUGGUGUUAAACCAGGCAUUCAGUGACGAGAGAGCAAAAGGAGGUAUUCAUGAAUACAUUAAGGCAAAAUCUGAAAAUGAAGAUGAGAAAGCUGUGCAAAUGAUCGUUGAAGAGAUUCAGAAUCUGGUGUUAAACCUGGCAUUCAGUGAAGAGAGAGCAAAAGGAGAUAUUCAUGAAGGAAUUGGAAGAGACGAAAUCGUAAAUGAGUACGGAGGUAAUCGUUAUGAAGAUGGUGACAAUAGUUUGAGCGAAAAUGUAAAUGUGAUUGAUGUGAAAAAUGAGAAAGGUGGUGAGGCGGGUUCAGAGAAAUGGGGAUUUGAUCACUAUGAAGAUGGUGACUAUAGUUGGAGCGAAAAUGGAAUUUUAAUUGAUGUGGAAAAUGAGAAAGGUGGUGAGGCGGGUUCAAAGGAAUGGGGAUUUGAUCAUUAUGAAGAUGGUGACCAUAGUUGGAGCGGAAAUGGAAUUGAUGUGGCAAAUGAGAACGGCAGUGAUGCUGGUUCAAAAGAAUGGGGAUGUAAUGCGAAUGGGAGGAGGUUGAAUUACCCGUUAAGGCCUGAUGCUGUGGAUUGUGCUUAUUAUAUGAAAACAGGGACAUGUCAAUACGGAUUGAAUUGCAAGUUUAAUCACCCUUCGCGAAGGAGUAAUCAGCAGUGGGCAAUGGAGAGGGGCAAGCAAAAGGAAGAAAGCGAGGAAAGAGCAGGGCUGAUUGAAUGCAAGUAUUACCUAACAGAAGGAGGAUGCAAGUAUGGAAAUGCCUGUAAAUAUAAUCAUAGUGGGAUACAGGGUGCAAGCUCACCUGUUCUGGAUUUUAACUUUCUUGGCCUGCCAGUUCGACCGGGUGAGAAGGAUUGCCCCUACUACAUGCGCACUGGCACCUGCAAGUAUGGAUCUAAUUGCAGGUUUCAUCAUCCGGAUCCUACUACAAUGACUGGAAACAAUCCUUCCUUUGGAUAUAACAAUGGUGAAUCUGCUCCAGUACAAAGUGCCUCCUAUUCACCAGUGUCUUCUUGGUCUUCAUCUCGUGCAUCGAAUGAGACAGCUCCUUUCCUACCAGUGGUAUAUGCAGCAAACCAAGGCAUUCUUCCUCUAGGUCCACAAUGGAACAGGUUUCAGGCCCCGGUCUAUCCAACCCCAGAGAAGAGCCUACCUGCACCUCCAGCAUUUACUAUGAAGGAUCCAGCAACUAAGACAAACAUCUAUUCUCGACCUCAACCGCCGUGGCUUGUUGAAGAAUACCCUGAACGUCCAGGUCAACCUGAUUGCAGUUACUUCAUUAAAACAGGAGAUUGUAAAUAUAAGUCUAACUGCAAAUUUCAUCAUCCAAAGACUCAAAAAUCCAAGACGAACCUCCCGAGUAUUCUCAGUGACAAGGGCCUGCCCCUAAGACCAGGCCAAGCUCUCUGUUCAUUCUAUAGCCGUUAUGGGAUUUGCAAGUAUGGACCUGCCUGUAAGUUUGACCAUCCCGAACAAAAUGACAACGCAGUAUCUUCUCCUGGGUUUCCUUUUUAUCAGCCUCCAUUUGGCAAUUCUGCAACAACAGAUGGCUUGAGGAUGUCAAGGAAAGGAAAUGGAAGUGGCUCUCUAGUACAGCAGUCUGUCUAAGAAAUCUUUGCAUCCAUUUCAUCCAGAAUUUAGAAUAGAAAUCACAUGGCUUACAAACAGACUGGAAACUCUUUGUAGUGUUUAACGUUUUGUGCUAAUAGGUCAAGCAAAUGGGAUUCUGUAUAUUAUAGCUUGUUUUUAGACUGCAGGAGGGUAUAUGCAUGAUGAUGCACCAGUAUGUCAUUAGGAACAUUUACUUAAUCAGAAUGUGGAACCUCUUCUUAA
Molecule: messenger RNA, 2190 nt
Organism: Solanum dulcamara
Lineage: Eukaryota; Viridiplantae; Streptophyta; Magnoliopsida; Solanales; Solanaceae
Product: zinc finger CCCH domain-containing protein 67-like
Exons: 6
Coding region: 154-1965 (603 amino acids)
Molecular function (GO): metal ion binding; mRNA binding
Source: RefSeq, a predicted model, not a curated record